AUGAAGUGCUUCAAGGAUAUACUAGGCUUAAAAGUUUAUUGUAAUGACUCCAUUAUCCCAUUAAAAUAUGAAUGCUCGGUCAAUAAUUUGUUUAGACUUUAUAAUGAUGCGAUUUCUUAUAGGCCUGAAUAUAUCAUAUUAUUAAAGCAUGCAAAAUCCGCAGAGAAGAUGACUGCGAAUAUUUUAACGAAUAUUUAUAUCGGUGGAAAUUAA
Messenger RNA from Funneliformis geosporum, 213 nucleotides. Lineage: Eukaryota; Fungi; Glomeromycota; Glomeromycetes; Glomerales; Glomeraceae. The record is from the annotation of a GenBank genome assembly.